CGCCCUCCUUGGCGCAUGCUCAGUGGCCGCCUCGCGCCGCUCAUCCGGAGAGAGGGGAAGGAGGCUGUCAAGAGUGGAGGCGGGCGGGCGGCUCUCCUUCCCUUCAUGGAGCGGAGGGGCCGAGCGCAGGGCGACCUCCCGCCCCGAGCCUCCAAGGGGCCCGUGCUGCAUAUCGCCGUGGUCGGCUUCCACCACAAGAAGGGCUGCCAGGUUGAAUUCUCCUAUCCGCCACUCAUCCCAGGAGAAAGCCAUGACAGUCACAGUUUGCCAGAAGAAUGGAAGUACCUGCCUUUCCUUGCAUUGCCAGAUGGUGCUCACAACUAUCAAGAAGACACUGUGUUUUUCCAUUUGCCACCAAGAAGUGGAGAUCGGAGCACAGUAUAUGGUGUCUCAUGUUAUAGACAAAUUGAAGCUAAGGCACUGAAAGUACGGCAAGCAGAUAUUACCCGAGAAACAGUACAGAAAAGUGUUUGUGUUCUGUGUCAGCUGCCUCUAUAUGGGCUUCUCCAGGCUAAACUACAACUCAUUACACAUGCCUAUUUUGAAGAAAAGGACUUCUCGCAAAUUUCAAUUCUUAAGGAACUUUAUGAACAUAUGAACAGCUCACUGGGAGGAAGCUCAUUAGAAGGAUCACAGGUUUAUCUUGGUCUAUCUCCACGAGAUCUUGUCCUCCAAUUUAGACACAAGGUCUUGAUUCUUUUUAAGCUGAUUCUUCUAGAGAAAAAGGUUCUAUUUUAUAUUUCUCCAGUGAACAGGCUUGUGGGAGCCCUCAUGACUGUCUUAUCCCUCUUUCCUGGUAUGAUAGAACAUGGUCUUACUGACUGUUCACAGUACCGGCCAAGAAAGAGCGUAACAGAGGAUGUUGGUCAGCAGGACUUUCCCCCUCUGGAUUAUUACGUUUCCAUGUCUUCUGUGGCACUUUCAAAUACAAAUCUUGGGAAGACAGGGGAACAGCAGACAUUGUCUGGAAACCAAGAGGAUGAACCUUUAUUCCAGGCUGAGGACCACCUUCAUGAAACUCAGGCCUCCAAGGACACUGAGCAGCAUUUGAAGCCUCCAUCUCGUACUUCUCCAGAAUCCUCUGAAAGUGACUGGGAGACCUUAGACCCUAGUGUUCUAGAGGAUCCCAAUUUGAAAGAAGAGGAACAUGAAAUCCCUGCAGUGGCAGGGCAGACUGAAAUCCUCCCAAAGGAAUCUGCAAUCUCUGAAAGCAUUCCAAUUACUGUGCAACCUCAACCUAACGCAGGUCAUGCAGUACUUGUUCCUGGACUUAUAUCCGGUUUGGAAGAGGACCAGUAUGGCAUGCCAUUAGCUGUCUUCACCAAGGGUUACCUUUGUUUGCCCUAUAUGGCACUGCAGCAGCACCAUCUCCUCUCUGAUGUAAGCAUUCGAGGCUUUGUGGCAGGAGCCACCAACAUCCUCUUCCGUCAACAGAAGCAUCUAAGUGAUGCUAUUGUAGAGAUUGAGGAAGCUCUUGUCCAGGUACAUGAUCCAGAGCUCAGAAAGAUUUUGAAUCCUACAACAGCUGACCUGAGGUUUGCAGACUUCUUAGUGAAGCAUGUAACUGACAACAGGGACGAUGUGUUCCUAGAUGGCACUGGCUGGGAAGGAGGAGAUGAGUGGAUCCGAGCCCAGUUUGGUUCAUAUCUCCAUGCCCUGCUUGCUGCUACUCUACAGCCAGAUAGCGAAAAAAUAUUGUCAGAUUUUGGAACAACUUUUGUAGCAGCUUGGAAGAACACCCACAAUUACCGAGUAUGGAACAGCAAUAAACACCCAGCUCUUGCAGAGGUCAACCCUUGUCACCCAUUCCAAGGCCAAUACUCUGUUUCAGAUGUAAAAUUAAGAUUAUCACAUUCAGUUCAGAAUAGUGAACGGGGUAAGAAGAUUGGAAAUGCUGUGGUCAGUACCAGUCGGAAUGUUGUACAGACAGGAAGAGCUGUAGGUCAGUCAGUUGGAGGAGCCCUCACAAGUGCAAAAUCAGCCAUGUCCUCAUGGUUUUCUACUUUCACCCAGUCAACACACAGCCUUGGAGAGUAAGUGUUCGGCAGGAAAUCAAAUCCAUGCGUAUAUUUUAAGGAACCAAGAGGAUUUGCUUUUAAAAUGCACAAGAAUGUAGGCAGCAUGAAGAUGACGAUGAUCUUGGAACCUGUAUCGCAGGAUGUCACUUUGCGUUUUGCAUUCAUGCCUAUUUGUGUUUUAAACCCAAGCCCUGCUGUAGGAGAGGCUUUAUUUUCCAAUGUAUGCUGUUCUCUGAGUGGUGGUGAUAUAUGUAUAUUUUGCUGUAUUUUAAGUCCAAUUGUCUAGACUUUUAAAAAAUGGAGCAGAAUCGAGCUGAGUCAGACUUCUGCUUGAAAGAGAAUAUUCCGCUAAGAAGCUCAUGCUUUACCAUGUAUAAAUGCAUGUACACGCACGAACACACACACACCUCAAUUCUAUAUGCGGAAACGAGUACCUUUUCAUUUCAGUGGAGCAUAUUUCCACAAACGUAUGCAGCAAAGUGUAGCCUAACUCUGCAUUUCUAAGCCACUUGAAAAUAUAAUGAAGUGAAACAGAUGAAAUUUAAAUGAGCCAAAUUAAGAUCCCAGGUCCAGUACUUUAAACAUCCACAAGAAAGCUGACAGAACCACCCUGAUUAUUUUGUAUCUGCUUGUAAUUGUAUUUAAGUUUUAUUAAUUAAUUAAGUUAUAAAAAGCAGAGGAUUUAAAAACUAAGUGAAAACUAUAGCUUCAUCAUAACUUAUACAGCCUAUUUCAAACUUGAAAGAGUUGUCUGGGAAUCUUCUCAGAAAAACUGCUUGCUCAGUCCAUACAGGCUCCCUUUUUCAUAAUAUUCAUGUAAACUUUUUUCGUGUGGUCUUUUUCCUGUCAGUGAGAGACACUGUGAUUUCAUGUUCCCUCUUGAUUGACCAAUAUUCUUGCAAGUGUUAGGGGGCUUUCACCUAUAAGCAAAUACCUACCUCUUAGGCACGAUUUGACUCUUAAGAUAAAGAGUCAGUGGUGCAUCUUUUUUGAUCCUAGCUGCUAUAUAUAUAUUUUUAGUUUGACACAUGGGUUCACAUACCUGAGAAAUAAUUGCAGUAUCAGUAAUUAUCACUCCCUGAAAUCUAAGAGGAGAGCCUAACUCAGUUUGUGAGAGUAGGUCACACCUCUGAGCAAAACAGUAAUGUACCAAAAGGAAAUUAUUUCCUUGGCCUAAAUUGAUUGUGCUACACACUGUAGUAUCAGGUUUUUCAGCCCCCUCUUUUCCCUUCCUGCAAUCCUCUGUGGCUCUAAAAUAUGGUUUCUGUUUCUCUGGAGACACUCUGGCAAGAUUGUGUCCCUCUCACUUGUAUUCUUUAAAGCAGUGGUUCUCAACCUUCCUAAUGCCGCGACCCCUUAGUACAGUUUGUCAUGUUGUGGUGACUCCCAACCAUAACCCUAACUUUAUGAAUCGCCAUGUAAAUAAUGAUCUGCAGGAUGUAUUUUCAUUCACUGGAACAAAUUUGGCACAAAUACCCGGUAUGCCCAAAUUUGAAUACUGGGGCGUUGGCGGGGGGAUUGAUUUUGUCAUUUGGGAGUUGUAGUUGCUGGGAUUUACAGUUAACCUGCGAACAAAGAGCAUUCCGAACCCCACCAACAAUGGAAUUGAACCAAACUUGGCACACAGAACUCCCAUGACCAACAGAAAAUACUGGAAGGGUUUGGUGACCAUUGACCUUGAGUUUGGGAGUUGAAGUUCGCCUACAUCCAGAGAGCAUUAUAGACUCAAACAAUGAUGGAUCUGGACCAAACUUGGUACGGAUACUCAAUAUGCCCAAAUGUGAACACUGAUGGGGUUUGGGGAAAAUAGACUUAGACAUUUGGGAGUUGUACUUGCUGGGAUUUAUAGUUCACCUACAAUCAAGGAGCAUUCUGAAUCCCACCAAUGAUAAAAUUGGGCCAGAGUUCCCACACAGAACCCCCAUGACCAACAGAAAAUACUGUGUUUUCUGAUGGUCUUUGGCGACCCCUCUGACACACCUUCGUGACCCCCCCCCCGGGUCCCGGCCCCCAGGUUGAGAAACACUGCUUUAAAGUUACUUCCAUGAGCAACAAGAGCAUUGGAUACGACCUCUGGGUACAACUGUUAAACCUCCAUCCCAACUAUCUUCACAGACCUGAAAUUACCUAAAUGUCAGAGAGAUAAUAGAGUUCCCAUGUAACUUGUGUCUGCCACUGAUGGGUAACUUCUAGUUGAUAUUAAUUUAUGAUUCUGCUGUCAACAGUUAACUUUGCAGAGAUUCUUGUUUUCUACCAGAUGGUUUUUAGGACAGGCUCUGGUUACACUAGGAAGGUCUUCAAAUAAGCAGUUAGGACCACAGCAUUUUCCUGUUCAUCUACCACAGAAAAAAAAAUCCCUGCCAUUACUGCAGACAGCUGCAUUACUUUGCACAUGUAACACAAACAUUUGUGGCCAGUUCUGACAUUUUAUAGAUACAAUUAUAAAAGUUUCACUUAUACAUUCACACACCAACAUACAAUAUUUGUACAGAUGCGCUGUUUUACACAUAUAACAGAUGCUCUGUCCUUUGUAUAAUAAGCCUAUUUGCAAGAAAGCAAGUUUCUUCCAAACAUAUCCUAACAUCUGAAACAGGACUUGGCCAAACCCUUAUAUAUUGAAUAGAAAAUGCUAUUCUUUUUUCAGCCAGUAGUGCAUUACUAUAGGAAUAAAUUAAAAUGUAGUUCAGUUACUCCUUCACUGGAUAUAUAGAAUAACUGGACAUACCAAUGCAAUCUUUGUUAUGUAGAAAGCAAACUGAAGUAACAGCUAGGAUCCUCUCUCUGGAUCCGGGUCCUGGAGGGAUUGAGAACUUUCUGAACCAGAAACCUCAGAGAGGGCUGGAUGGGAGAGAAAGUUCCCAGUGGUCAAGAUGUAGAGCUAUGGUGAACUUCUGUAACCAUCACUACAAAAAUAUACUGCAUUUCUAGAUCUAGGCCAGAGCUUGUAUAUUGCCUCCUUUUUCUUGACAGUUGUAACAUUUAAUAUCACAUGUUCCCUAUAUGUUUUCAUACUUAGAGCACAUCUUGAUUACCUUGUAAAUUAAGGCAAAAGCUCUGGAAAAAUCGACAAAAGCAUGACACAUGAGAUGGUUAAAUCUAAGUUCAUUAUGCAAUUUAUAAUAACCACCAUUUUGAGUGAAUAUUCAGUAUUUUGCAUACUUCUAAAACAUCUGUAUAUUUCAGUAGGAAAAAAAAUGGCAGUGCUUAAUUGGAUAAGUAAUGUUGAUGCAGUUUAUAAAGAGUAUUUGUGUUCUUGAAUAGUUAAUUGGCUACUUUAUAUUAAGGAGACAGUCUGAUACAUACUGAAUUGUUUUAAGUACACAAUGUGGUGUAUUCAAUUUUUGGAAUAGCAUACAGUAGUACAUCCAGAAAAAAAAAACAUUCAGAUUCACCCAAACUAGUUUGUUUUAGUGGAAUACAAAGGAGGGUUGAUCUGAGGAGUAUUUCUGUAUAUUCUAUCAAUUAAUAACUUCCUGUUUGGAUUGUGGGACAGACACGUUUUGUCUAUUUUCAAUAGAAGGUAUUUGUUAUAAGUUGUUUGAAGCACUUUGGAUGAAAAAAUACCAGGUAAUAUAUAGUAUUGUAGCACUGGAAUUCAUGUUUGCAGUAAGCGGAUAAAUGUAACAUAAAAUUCUGCUUUUAUAGUUUCUAUCUUUUUUAUUUAAAAAAAAAAACCUUGCUGCUUGCUAAAAUUGUUGGGACAUUUCAAGAAAGUGAGGUAAAAAGAGAAUAUAGUUUCAUAGUACUUCUAGAGAUUUCCUGAGAGCCAGUUUGAACUCUGAGCAAAAUCGGUGUUGGGAGCAUAGGGACAGCUGAGACUCAAAUAAACACACUCCAGAUGGACCCAGGUAGUAAAGUUUAAAAUUACAAACUGCAUACCUGUUCUAGAGAUAAUGAGGGGUGGUAAAAAAUAAAAGCAUGUGUAAGAGCAACUCACCAUAGCCAUGUUCUGUUGUUAUGUGCCAGGUAUACUUCAAGGGAUGUGGGUAUAUUUAAGCCUUUCCCCAGUAUUGUCACAUUUCUCACAUGGAAAGCAACAUAUGUUAAGAGUAGUUUUUGUCCAGGCUCUUGAAGCAACCAAUACUUUACAACAGAUCUUGCUCAUGUGACUCACUUUUUUUUUUGACGGAAGGGAUGAUGGAGGGCUUGGGCAUUCCUGUGCCACAAAGCAUAACCACUAACCAUCUCUCUUUUUUUAAAAGAACCAUCAAUAACAAUAGCCAGACUUGCUCGCAUGUUCAUUAGAAAAACUGAUUGGGGUGCCAACACUGCAUAGUGCAUUUUUUCACAGCUUUUGCAGUAUUAUGCUGCUGUCAAAACUUCUGAUCUUACACACAACUGAUCAGGCUGCUGACUUAUUUCUAGAGAUUUUAUGUUGUAGUGUUUCGUACUACAGAAGUUUGCAUCAUGCAUAAAUGAACAUUGAUUUUUAAGCUCCUGCGACUAUUUGGAGAUGCGUACCAUAUUACACCAUCAAUUUCACAAAGCUGGCAUUUAAAUUGGUUGCCUAAUCAUGGAUUAAUGUUAUUAAACACAACACAGGUUACUUCCCUUUCAAUUUUUGCUGCUAUCUGUUGUUGUGGGGAAAUUGUCAUCUAUUGUCACUGUGCAAAGAGUUUCUUGUGUUCAAAGAUUGAAUGCUUCUGCUGUAUAUUUUGUUCUAUAGAAAAUUAUUAAAAAAACUCAUUGAA
Anolis sagrei ordinatus is the source of this 6709-nucleotide messenger RNA. RefSeq names its product AVL9 cell migration associated (gene AVL9). The record is from RefSeq and is a predicted model, not a curated record. Gene Ontology annotation, cellular component: cytoplasm. NCBI's taxonomy places the organism in Eukaryota, Metazoa, Chordata, Lepidosauria, Squamata, Anolidae.